Molecule: messenger RNA, 1430 nt
Organism: Toxotes jaculatrix (banded archerfish)
Lineage: Eukaryota; Metazoa; Chordata; Actinopteri; Toxotidae
Product: P2Y purinoceptor 13-like
Exons: 5
Coding region: 247-1260 (337 amino acids)
Biological process (GO): G protein-coupled receptor signaling pathway; negative regulation of adenylate cyclase activity
Cellular component (GO): membrane
Molecular function (GO): G protein-coupled purinergic nucleotide receptor activity
Source: RefSeq, a predicted model, not a curated record
GUUCGCCUGUCAACAGCUACUGAGACUGACGCAAGCUAGCGGAGGCAGGAGGACUGGCACGGAGCAGAACAAGCCUCUCAGCAGACAAUUGGAACAGGAAGCAAGGAAGGAACGGGUCUUUCACCCCGGAGGAAGACUGGCAAACUCAUUGGGAUUGUGACAAGACAGCCACACAGUAGCUCCAGAGACCACCCAUUUCACAGACGAUAAGGACGCAACAAAAAGAGGUCUACCGAAGAUCAGAAGAUGAACGCCACUCUGUCCAACACCUCCAUCAAGUGUGUUCGGGAUACUAGCGUAACCGCUGUGGUUUUCCCCUGUCUAUACAGCAUCCUCUUUAUAGUUGCCCUGGUACUGAAUUCCUUGGCGGCAUGGAUCUUCUUCAGCAUCCCCAACACCUCUACAUUUGUGGUCUUUUUAAAAAACGUGGUGGUGGCUGACUUGCUGAUGACCUUGACCAUCCCUCUGAGAGUGUUAAGUGAUGCAGGUGUGGGUUCUUGGCGUCUACGCGCCUUCCACUGCCAAUACUCUGCAGUUCUCUUCUACAUCACCAUGUACAUCAGCAUCCUUUUGCUAGGCCUGAUCAGCCUGGACCGCUACCUGAAAAUAGUCAGGCCCUUUGGGAAGUGUGUCCUGCAGCAAGUCCGUGUUGGUCAGAUGCUGAGUGCAGGAGUCUGGGUGGUAAUGUUAUCUUUAGCACUACCCAACGUUUUUCUAAGUAACAAGUCACCACUGAACACUGGAGGCAAACUGAAGUGCACCUCCAUGAAGAGCCAAGCCGGCCUGAUGUGGCAUGAAGGAUUCAACUACUUCUGUCAGGUGAUUUUUUGGGGCACUCUGGCGCUGAUGGUGGUUUGCUACACAUUCAUCAGCAAGAAGGUUUAUGAGUCAUACAAAGUCUCAAAGAGCAGAAGUCAGGCAGCCAGUCGGAAAACCAAAGCAAAGGUCUUUGUGGUAGUGGGGGUGUUUUUUGUCUGCUUUGCCCCCUUUCACUUUGCUCGCGUUCCCUACACGCUGACCCAAACUCGCAGCAUGGCAAGUCACUGCCAAGCACUUUACAUUGCCAAGGAAACCACCUUGUGGCUAUCAGCCACUAAUGUAUGUCUGGAUCCGCUUAUCUAUGUGUUCCUGUGUAAGGUAUUCAGAAAAAGACUUACAGCUACACUCUGCUGCAAGUCAUUCCACAAAGGUACCAUGGAAUCUCCCACAGCAACAUCAACUCAGCAGAUGUCACAAAUAGCCCACAGUAGCAAACUGUAAAAUAUUGGACUGCCUCAGUAACACAACGGACAGUGUGCGAUGGGACACAAUAAAUAACCGUGAUAGUCAAGGCAAGAUGAAACACUGCAUUUUAUCUUGCUGACAAAGGUUGUAAAAGUUCUAAAAGUAUUGAAAAAUGACAAAAAUAAAUAAAUAGACAAUGCUGUGGG